AUGGAUAUAAAACUUAAAGUUCAAUGUUGAUAUUUUUUUUUAACAAAUUAUAUUAUUCUAAACAAUUCUACAAGUAAAUAGAAAAAAAAGAAUGAAAUUUACAGUAAAAUUCAACAAUUAUUUCUAAAGUUAAACAACAAAUUAUCAAGUGAAGUAUAUAAUCACAAAUUUCAACAACUGUCAAUAUAAUGAUAAUUUAUUUUAUGUAAUCAAAUAACAAUAACAAAUUCUAAUAAUCUAAACAAAAAAAAAAAAAAUCUAAGCCACGUCAGAAGUUUUAAAAAAGUAAAUAUACAGCAAGUGAUUGUGCCGGUGUUGUGUGUCUUGUAAUUAUCAAAACAAUUAACAAAUUAAAAUGGAAGAAAUUGAUAAUAAAUGGGAAAUGUAUUUUCCAUUAUUUAUAAAUUUUAUUGCAUCAAUUGGAUCAUUUUUCAUAACACUAAUGGUAAUACCUGGUUUAAAAAGCACUUUUUUAAAAGCUAACCUUUUUGGUAUUGACAUGAAUAAAAAAAUUGGUAACAAAAUUCCAGAGGCAAUGGGAGUUGUCAGUGGUUGUAUAUUUAUAACAACAUUAUUCAUGUUUAUUCCUGUACCAUUUAAAAAUUAUCUAACUGAAAAUGAAAAUUUUCCACAUCAUGAGUUUGUCGAAUUACUUGCAGCAUUAUUAUCAAUUUGCUGUAUGUUAUUGCUUGGUUUUGCUGAUGAUGUACUUGAUUUAAGAUGGAGACAUAAAUUAUUACUUCCAACAAUAGCAUCAUUACCAUUAUUAAUGGUUUAUUAUGUUAAUUUUAAUUCAACAUUAAUUAUUGUACCAAAACCAUUACGUUCAUGGUUUGGUUUUUCAAUUAAUUUAUCAUUAUUUUAUUAUAUAUACAUGGGAAUGCUUGCUGUAUUUUGUACAAAUGCAAUUAAUAUUUAUGCUGGUAUAAAUGGACUUGAAGUUGGACAAAGUAUUGUUAUUGCAAUUAGUAUUAUGAUAUUUAACAUCAUUGAAUUAAAUGGUGUACUUCAUAAGGCUCAUCAAUUUUCUCUAUAUUUUAUCAUUCCAUACAUUGCAACAUCAUUGGCACUCUUCAAAUACAAUCGAUAUCCUUCUCAAGUAUUUGUUGGUGACACAUUUUGUUAUUUAAGUGGAAUGACAUUUGCAGUUGUUGGAAUUAUUGGACACUUUAGUAAAACAACAUUAUUAUUUUUCAUACCACAAAUUAUUAAUUUUCUUUAUAGUGUACCACAGCUGUUUCAUUUUGUUCCAUGUCCAAGACAUCGUUUGCCAAAAUUCAAUAAAGAAAAUGAAAAACUCGAUCCAAGUACAGUUGUAUUUAAAAAAACUGAGCUUAAUUUUAUUGGACGAUUUAUAAUGUCGAUAUUUAGAAAUUUAAAAAUUGUCAAUUGGCAAGAAGAUAAUGAGGGCAUUGUUACUUGUAAUAAUUUAACUUUAAUUAAUUUUGUUCUAAUUAAAAUUGGAGCAACAAAAGAAUCAAAUUUAACAAUGAUUCUUAUAUUUGUUCAGAUUUUAUCAUCGAUUACUGCGUUUUUCAUAAGAUAUCCACUUGCUUCAGUUUUUUAUGAUGUUUAAUAGCAAAAUAAAUAAUCCUCAUUGAAAUGAUGACUUUUUAAUUGGAUUGAUGCCAAAUAUAUAAUUUAAUACUAGUCUGAGUUAUAAAAAUCAUGAUGAAAUAUUAAAUUAUCAAAGUUUAUAAUUGUUAAAUUUAAAAUUAUAUUGAUUAUUAAUUUAUAAGGAAUGGAUUAAUAAUAAUAAAACUUUUUUAAUCUUCCCAAAUGCAAUUUGUAAUUAAAUAAUCAAUAACAGCGAAUUAUAAACUAACAUAAAAAUUACAAUAUUGUUUUCAAUAACUAUAUUUAACUAUUACAGUAAAAUAAUAAUCAAAAAAAAAAAAAGAAUAUUGAUUUGUACAGAAUAUUUAAAUUCGUUUUGUAAAAAUUAACUAUUAAACUAAUUUUUUAAAUUUUAAAA
This is a messenger RNA of Aphidius gifuensis, 1975 nucleotides long. RefSeq names its product UDP-N-acetylglucosamine--dolichyl-phosphate N-acetylglucosaminephosphotransferase (gene Alg7). Gene Ontology annotation, cellular component: membrane. Bases 356 to 1576 code for a protein of 406 amino acids. Gene Ontology annotation, molecular function: UDP-N-acetylglucosamine-dolichyl-phosphate N-acetylglucosaminephosphotransferase activity. The transcript has 7 exons. NCBI's taxonomy places the organism in Eukaryota, Metazoa, Arthropoda, Insecta, Hymenoptera, Braconidae. The record is from RefSeq and is a predicted model, not a curated record. Gene Ontology annotation, biological process: dolichol-linked oligosaccharide biosynthetic process; protein N-linked glycosylation.